AUGUGGCUCCAAUCUGGCAGCGGUGCUAUCGGGAGCCCGGGCUUUGCAGAUGUUCCGGGGGUCCCCUCUUUCCUCCAACGCGUGGGACCCCUCCAGCGCCACGAGUGGGAGGUCGACGCGAAAAGAGAGGGGUCCGGAUCAAGGCCUGUGACUGUGACAAUCCGUGUCAGGCUGGAGCUGGGGGACCGCGGGUGUGCGAGGGGGGGAGGGAGGGAGGGAGGCGGUGGCGCUGGCACGGCGCCGCUUGUCUCUGGCGCGCACACAGACGCCGCUCUGUUCUCUUGUAGUCGAGCACAAGAGGAACACCUUCGGAGGUUCAGAGGUAAGCCAGAUCUGUCCGAGGCGCUUCUGACGGCCGCCCGCCUUUGUUCUCCCACCAGCGCUAACCUUGGUCCGCCGUCACUCGGAUCUGACGCCGCGGCUUUGGCACAAAAACGCGAUCCGAGAAGACGCCACGACGGAUUCUUUGAUCGCAGUGUUGUCAGUCGAGUUCCUCUUGGCUUUCUUUCUCAUUAG
Molecule: messenger RNA, 516 nt
Organism: Knipowitschia caucasica
Lineage: Eukaryota; Metazoa; Chordata; Actinopteri; Gobiiformes; Gobiidae
Source: the annotation of a GenBank genome assembly